Molecule: messenger RNA, 978 nt
Organism: Prorocentrum cordatum
Lineage: Eukaryota; Dinophyceae; Prorocentrales; Prorocentraceae
Source: the annotation of a GenBank genome assembly
AUGCGUCGUUGCGGCUGUUGUUGCAAAUUUGUAUGUGUAGUAUGUUGCCUAGUUAUGAUGCUAGUGGCAUUCGUAACAAGCUUUUUUGGAUCAUACGGCAUGUGGGCCAUGUACGAACUUCAUGUCAAUCUACACAGGGACUUCCUGAUUGCCCUUUCCAUGACGUUCAAUCUCAUGCUCCAAGAGCGUUGUGUAAUGGCUGAGGACCGUCAUUUCCGUCCAGAUGAGUUGCCAUGGACACAUGAAAUGCAGCAGAAUUGGAAAGUCUUGAGAGAUGAGUUUUAUGAAUUCGUAUCUCGUGGGGGACCGGUACCUGCUUUUUAUGAGCUGGAGGCACAACAAGAGAAACUCGUUGGAGGUGAGUGGGGGUCGUUGUGGCUGAAGGUGUAUGGCCAAAAUUUGCCUGUUCUGGAGGAACACUUCCCUCGCACCACAGCUCUGCUACAGAAGACACCCAUCAGUUCGGCUAUGAUCUCGAUUCUUGGACCAGAUUCUCAUGUGAAGCCCCACAGCGGAGAUUGGAAAGGUGUUUUGCGAUACCAUAUUCCCCUUGAGUUGCCCGAGAAAACUCCCUCUUCACCGUGGAGCAACAUAUCCGUGAAAUGGACCCAUCGUGGAGUUGAGAAUAAAAAGCUUCCUUCGGGCUUGUACGUAUCAUCUGACUUCAAUCAGAUUUCCGAUCGUUUCCAGAACGACGAUUGGACUGGCCAGCAGCUGAAUUUUUGGCACAAGGGCUGGGCGGCAGGUGAACACUUCCUCUUCGAUGACCUCUUCCCACACUUUGUCAAGAACGGAGAUGGGCACGGAAGGCGCGUCAUGUUCUUCGCUGAUGUCCCGCGCCAUGAUUGCGGGUGGAGGAGCCACGUUAUCACGUUGUGUGCGCAUUCUGUCCUGAAGAGAAUCCACCCAAGGAUCAUGAACCUAAUCCGGCGCGCUACUCGGUUCAAUCCUCCUGGCACGAAGCUCACGGAGCUCUGA